Messenger RNA from Lycium ferocissimum, 648 nucleotides. Its product is annotated as leucine-rich repeat extensin-like protein 5. Lineage: Eukaryota; Viridiplantae; Streptophyta; Magnoliopsida; Solanales; Solanaceae. The coding region runs from base 1 to 648 and encodes 215 amino acids. The transcript has a single exon. The record is from RefSeq and is a predicted model, not a curated record.
AUGUCUGAUCCGGCUGCAUCCGUUUCAACUGGUUUAGAAAACAUUGUGAUCUCUAGUGAUCCUCCCGAGACUUCUGAGCAUAGAAAUACUAUGCAACAUGACGAACAUAUCGCCCGUCUGACUCAAGAGAUUGAGGACCUACGUAGCGAACUAAAUCGGGUUAGGGACCUGACCAAUUUAUCUGUUACACUCCAAAGUCCACCUCCUGAACCUAGAAUUGUCGCACCAAAUCCACCUCGAUUUCCAUCACUUGAAUCUCCAGUCCCUGAACACUUUCCUUCGCAAAAUAAUGCACCCACCAACAACAACUUUCCUCCACCAAAUCCAUCAUCCAUCUAUACCCCUCCACAAAGUCAACCACCCAUCCACAUUACCUGUACUCCUCCGCAAAAUCAACCACUUACCUACAAUACCUACGCUACUCCUACUCCACCACCCGUCAACCCACCAAAUCAAUCACAAGUUCACACUCCUUAUAUUCCGUUACCUACUAACACUAAUCCACCACCUACAACUACUCCUCUGAAUCCAUCAAACCAACUACCUACAAACACUAUUUAUAACACACCACCUCCAAUCCAAAACAUUUCCACUGUCCAAACUUAUCCAACCCAAAGAUAUACAGGGGGCACAUUUUGCCACUCCUAA